Phytophthora infestans T30-4 is the source of this 2757-nucleotide messenger RNA. Its product is annotated as Drug/Metabolite Transporter (DMT) Superfamily. Gene Ontology annotation, biological process: biosynthetic process. The record is from RefSeq and is a predicted model, not a curated record. The coding region runs from base 1 to 2757 and encodes 918 amino acids. Gene Ontology annotation, cellular component: membrane. The transcript has a single exon. NCBI's taxonomy places the organism in Eukaryota, Oomycota, Peronosporomycetes, Peronosporales, Peronosporaceae.
AUGGAAGGCCGCGAGCGUCUCCAGAUCGACACGGAGGUACCGUCCAACGUGUACGCGUUGGAUCUGCACAAGCUCAGCGAGUUGGCUCACAUCCCUGAAGCGGAGCUGGUGCGGGGUAUGCAAUCUGAAGACGCCGUAGACAUGCAAGGCGUCGUGGUGAAUCGCGGCCAGGAGGUACCCUUUGAGGCUGUUGGCAAGACGCCAGAGGAUGAAGACGACGCUGAUAGUACGUACCACCACGGUAGCCCAUCGCCCACAGGGGGCGCAGACACUGGCGUUAAGCAGGUGCUACUCACUGCGGCUUCCAGCACCAUGUGCCUGGAUGGAUCGGACACGCCUAAGUGCCUCAUCAUGCUCGGAGAGUACACGCUCAUCGAGCACAUCUUGGCUCAACUGUUCGUCGCGGGGAUGGAGAGGGUCGUGAUCAUUAUCUCGUACUUUGGCCACGAGAUCAUGGAGCACGUCAAGGAGAGUUUCCUGUACUCGAAGCUGCAGAUCGAGUUCUUAAACUUAGGAGAGGAGACACCUUACGGGCAUGCACGCACGCUGCUGUCCGCCAGAGAGAUGUUUACGAAGCCUUUCUUGAUCCACACGGCCGACCAUAUCUUUGACAGAGCCAUCAUCAGUCGCUUGGCCCAUUUCGAACUGGACGGGUGUGUUGCUUGUGUGCUGGUGGAUACGGAUACGGAGAAGCUCCAGGGAUUACCGUCUACCGCGGGAAAGAUUCUUCUGGAUUCGACGAGUGGGGCGAUUCGCAAGAUUGGUCGUGGACUGAAGCAGUUUGACGCUAUCGAUGCUGGUCUGUUCUUAACGACAGGGAGGCUAUUUGCUGCAUUGGAGAUGCUGGCGUAUGAGAAGCCCAAGUUCUCACUAGCAGAGGCGCUGAAUAUGUUGCGUCCGAGUUAUGGCUUGAAGUAUCUGCAGACGGACGGAGAUGCGUGGCUGAGUGUGGAGACACAGGCGCAGUUGGAUGCAAUUCUAGCGAAUGACAGUGUUGCGUCGCUGUCCCCGUGGCCAGUGUUUGUUGCCAAGGAGCCAGAAGAGAAAACGCCCUCAAGACCGACAACUCCUGGAGGCAAGAAUGUCUUUCUCGCUGUGUCUGCUGCUGACGAUGACUCGAUGUUACGCGCAGUUGAUGCGCAUGUUCGUCAGUCACAAGAUGUAUUUGAAGGGUUUGUCGUGGGCGUGAACCAGCUGCAGGAAGUGGAUGAUGUCAACGAUUCUGCGCCCACUGGAGCGGCUGUGCAGGCUCGAGAAACUACGCCACUGCUUGGUGGCUCUCCGACGCGUCAUGACCGUCAGGGACCGCAUGUUCCUUUGGCUAUCCGACGUAAGAGGAGUUCGUUCCUAGAGCAGGCCGAGGACUCAUUCGUGUUGUCUAUUCCUUUCGAGCAACCGCCGAAUGCCUCGGUUGAUAUCAACACCUUACAUGGAGAGCGUGGGAUGCAGUCAGUAAUGGAGAGAAAUGCGUACCUGAUUGAACUUCCACAGGUUACGACAACUGGAGGCGGUCCCGGAGCUGUGCAGGAGACUUCGCAGCAAUUUGUGCUUGCUGUACCUGACAGUGACACGCUGUACAAGCGUCCUGGCUUGUUGCGUCGCUUGUCUUCGCUGCCUACUGAUGUCAAGGACAUUGCUGUGGAAACGGUGGAGCUCCGCAAUGGUACAAUGGAGCUGCAGUUGCUCGUCAAACGCCAGGUGCCUAUCAUCGGCUACAUGCUGCUAUUAGCUGCGCUAUUUACGAUUUCGUCCAUGGGCGCAGCGUUGGAUCUGCAGCGGAAUGUGGACCCGUUCAUGAAGCUAUUCUGGCGCACGACGGCGUCGCUGAUUGUCUUCAUCCCGCUUGCUGGUGCUGCGCUGUAUGAUCGGGGACUGCCGCAGUUUUCGACGCGAAAUAUGAUCCUCUUCCUGACGUGUUCCCUGUCCUACGCGGUCUUCCUCAUGACGUUCCUGUGGGCGUUGGCACACACUUCCAUUGAUCACGCCUACAUAUUUAACAACUGCCAUUCGCUGCUCAUGGUGGUUGGUCGUUUGCUGCUUGGACGGUAUGUAUCGCAGUUUGAGGGCCUCGGAACUGCCAUCGGUGUGAUUGGUGGGGCUCUUACAACGCUAGAUCAUCCACAGGCGUCGUCAUCGGGAGCUGAAGUGGUGCAGGUUUCGUUGGCUGGAGAUCUUGUAGCUCUUGUCGGUGCUGUCGGAGGUGCUCUGUACCUCAUCACGGCGAAGAAAUUACGUACGGAGAUGGACAUCAGCAUCCUGUUCGUUGGCAUGUUCACGUUGCUUGCUCUGCUGAUUUUCCCCGUGUUCUCGCUCCUGGAGAUUCCGUUCGAGGCAUCUCGGGAUCCCGACAUGGGGCUAUUUGGCUGGUUAGACCCUUCACGUGCAGCAUCGGAAGCGUACAUUGUUCUCAUCUGCACUCUCAUCGGUACGCUGGGCUACAUCGCUGUGAUGAAGUACUUCGCUCCCAUCGUCGUCUCGGUUGUGAUGCUCGUGGAGCCCGUGCUGGCUGCCUUUAUGGGUGUUGCAGUGGGGGUUGAUGUCUUCCCUGGUCUACUCACUAUUGCGGGCUCCCUGCUGAUCAUCGCGGGCACAGCGAUGGUGAUCGUGUCCAACUCGUCAAAGACGCAAACGAUCGACGCCACGCCAGCCAUGUCAUCCACCUCGACUGCCUUGCCACGCGGUCUCAGCUCUGCCACUGCCGCUGGUCUCAAGCUGCCGCAGACAACCACGCCCACGACGAACCUAAGGUACGUCUAA